AUGCCUGGUGCAGACAGAAGAGAGAUGCAAGAGAAGCAACUUUUGAACCACGUGGCUGACAAGGAGCAAAGACCAUUAUCUGAGAGAAGCAAUCGUGCUGGAAACCUAUCUCAACCUGAGAAGAAGCUCCAAGAGGCUAUUUGUGUGCUGCUGGUGGAGCUGUGCGAGCGAUUCACGUUCUUUGGCAUUGUCUGCAACAUGAUCCUCUUCUGCACUGUCAAACUUGGCUAUCGCAACUACCAGGCAGCUAUUGUCAAUAUGUGCUUUGUAGGCACCUCCAUGUUGACUCCAGUACUUGUUGGCUGGCUUGCCGAAUGCCUUGUGGGGAGGAUCAAGCUUGUGUGCAUCUGCAUGUUUCUACACUUCCUAGGCACAGCCCUAUUACCUGUUGUGGCAUUCCCCUUUGAAGAUAUUUACAUUGACAGACGACAUGUUCUUCAUACGCUAACCAAAAGGGAGCAGAAAAUAGUAUUCUACUUUGCACUACUCACAGCUAGUCUGGGAAUAGGAGGGAUAAGAGCUAUAGUUUGUCCAUUAAGUGCAUACAACCUUGAGGACUGUGGACCGAAGGAACUUCUUUCUUUUUUCAACUGGUUUUAUUGGCUGAUUAACUUAAAUUCAGCACUUGUCUUUGUCAGCAUUUCUUAUAUCCAGCAGUCUGUGGCCAGGAACCUUGGUUUUCUUAUCCCAUUCGUGUCCGUGCUUAUGGCUACGAUCACAAUUCACAUGGUGCGUGGUGAAAUGAUUUACAAACCCAAAACAGACAGUUCCCUGCUGACGACUUUUGGGGUAAUCGCUAGUGCACUGAAAACGUGCUGCAUGCGAUAUCGCUACUUUAGUGGAGGCGUGACAAACUGGCUAGAUCAUGCCAAGGAAAACUGUGGUGGUCAGUACAGUGAGAUUCAGGUGGAAAGCACAAAGUCGCUUGCCAGGCUCUUCCCGUUGUUUGCUUUCCAAAUUCUAUACAGAACAUGUAUUAUGCAGAUUCCUUCAGGAUAUUAUCUCCAAACCAUGAAUUCCAACUUGAACUUCAGUGGAUUUGUCUUGCCAGUUGCAGCAAUGAAUGUGAUAAGCAUCGUGCCACUACUGAUUCUUGUUCCUAUUUUGGAAUGCAUUAACUCAUGUCUCUUUAGUUCCAAGGACACUGGACAUUCUCCAACAAUUUACAUCGUUGUAGGUCAGUUAUCUGCUGCACUUUCUGUGAUGGUUGCUGGCUUCUCUGAAAUACACCGAAAGCACUUCCCUCAGGUGGAGCAGAUGCUUUCAGAGGAGGUUCUCCUGGUCUCUUCCAUGCCUUGUUUCCACUUAGCUCCUCAGUACAUCCUACUUGGAGUGGCUGAAGCUUUGGUAACUCCCUCCUGUUCCUUACUUUCAUUCUGGCUUGUGCCAGAAAGAAUUAGAGGGAUUUCCAUGCAUUUUUUAACUCUCUUUAAUGGAGCUGGCUGCUUUAUGGGAGCUUUCUUUGUUCUGACAGCCCACGCAGGCACUCAAGGCAACUGGUUUCCACACUUGCUGCAUGAAGGUAAAUUGGAGAGAUUCUUCUUCUUCUUGGCUUCCUUAAUGACAGUGAACACCCUGGGGUUCUGGACCAUUGCACACAGAUACAGCAAUCUGAAUCAGGAAUACACCAAUGAAUUCAGAGGAAGUCUUCCUGAAGAAAAACUUCUGAAGCAUGAAAAAGCCAUCAAGCAUUAUGAUAGUGUCCUGGAAAGUUCUCCCAUUUUGUCUCCUAUGGAGAAAACCUGA
Messenger RNA from Nipponia nippon (crested ibis), 1746 nucleotides. It is a transcript of the gene SLC15A5, whose product is annotated as solute carrier family 15 member 5. Gene Ontology annotation, cellular component: membrane. Gene Ontology annotation, biological process: transmembrane transport. Gene Ontology annotation, molecular function: transmembrane transporter activity. NCBI's taxonomy places the organism in Eukaryota, Metazoa, Chordata, Aves, Pelecaniformes, Threskiornithidae. The record is from RefSeq and is a predicted model, not a curated record.